This is a messenger RNA of Betta splendens (Siamese fighting fish), 1978 nucleotides long. It is a transcript of the gene crip2, whose product is annotated as cysteine-rich protein 2. Lineage: Eukaryota; Metazoa; Chordata; Actinopteri; Anabantiformes; Osphronemidae. The transcript is spliced from 8 exons. The record is from RefSeq and is a predicted model, not a curated record. The coding region runs from base 148 to 768 and encodes 206 amino acids.
AAUGAGAAGCCGUUGACGCUCGCCGCUCGCGCGGUGGGACACUUGCUGUGGAGAAAAGGAUCCAGAGGACAGAGAGGGACCGAGCGAGUGGACGCAGAUCCCGACGAGCACAAGCGAUCAUCCGUACUCGACCCACAACAUCCAGAAAUGGCUUCAAAGUGUCCCAAGUGUGACAAGACGGUGUAUUUCGCUGAGAAGGUGUCGUCACUGGGGAAGGACUGGCACAAGCUGUGUCUCAAAUGCGACCGCUGCAACAAGCUGCUGAACGCCGGAGGCCACGCUGAGCACGAUGGGAGACCUUACUGCCACAAGCCGUGCUAUGCUGCCCUCUUUGGACCAAAAGGCGUGAACAUCGGUGGGGCAGGCUCCUACGUGUACGACGCUCCAGCCAACAACAACAACCAGUCGCCCACCUGUGUGGACUCGGCCGCCAAAGCUGAGGAGAAGCGAGCGUACGCGGCCAAGCAACCGUCCAAAGCUGGCGGCGUCACCACUUUUUCCGGAGAGGCCAACAUGUGUCCCCGAUGCAACAAGAAGGUGUAUUUUGCGGAGAAGGUGACGUCACUGGGAAAGGACUGGCACCGACCCUGCCUGCGCUGCGAGAGGUGCAGCAAGACGCUGUCUGCCGGCGGCCACGCGGAGCACGACGGCCGGCCCUACUGCCACAAACCGUGCUACGCCGUUCUCUUCGGGCCCAAAGGCGUGAACACUGGCGGCGUCGGCAGCUACAUCUAUGACAAGGAGCCCAGUGCAGUGACCCAGCCUUGAACCCCUUUGUCCCUUCAGCCUCAUCCCUCCUCUCUACACACCACCGAUCAUCAGCCACAGUAUUAUUUGUAGCUACUUUUCCCUCCCUGACCUGCAACUCGGCUCCUGAGACGACCAGCCUCCUUCUCUCCUUUACACCCACCCGCUCCCAGCAGCCUCGGAACACAUUUUUCACAGAUUACAAGCGCGUCCCAGACAUGUGUUAUAUGUGAAUUAGGUUCACUAGAACCCUUCAGCACAUUCCCACAUGGCCUCACAUUGUGACCAUAAUAAAUAAAUCAUCAUGUUUGCCCCUGGUUACACAUCCAUAAAUGUUUAUGAACACAUUAAAUGUCAGUGCGCACAAUGAUUAAGGUUUCUAUGUUAAUACUGCACUCGGAGAACAAGGCUCUGACUUGAUGCAUGCAAAACUAUCACACGGAAAGUGAUUCCCAGAUGCAAGGACUGUGCUGACAGUAGGAAGAGCUUCACCGCAGGUGGUGCUCAGGAGCCCGAUGCCAGUACGAAUCUGUCUUCAAAUGCCACAUUGACAGUUUGGCUGCUUGGCAAAUUUCCUCAUGUGGGAGAAGAGAAUGUCUUAAAAAAACAGAAAAGGUCCAAUGGUUUAAAAAAGGUGGGAAAGAAGCAACUGUAAUAUGGUUUUCAACAGAUCCAUCAGGCUGUAGUGAGAUUUUUUUACUCUGCUGUUCUGUAUUAAUAACCAGGUUUGAGUCCAACUGGACUAGAAAAUAACGCAGACAUCUUGUCCCAGCUGUUUUAUAUAAUGUUGUUUUCAAAGGGAGGCAGAAUGUGGGCGGGGCUUUGCAGAGGGAGGGCUGCCAUUCGCUGAGGGAGAGACAUAUUUAUUGCUUUAAUUCAAGUUCUUAAAAUUUCAUUGCCCGUUUUAUUACUACCAUUUUGUGUGACUGAUCACGGAGGAGGUGAGGAGUCGGCUGUGUGAUGCUCCAGGAUCACGUUUGUUACUGUUAUAAAUAACUGCUGUUAUGUCUGUCAUGCACUAUGUGGAGUAUUCUAUUCUAUGUUUUGCCAUUAGAGAGAAAGUAGAUCAGCUUGUAGCGACGGAGACGAGAUCCGGACAAGUCAUUCUGUGAGAAUGUGCAUCAUGGCGUUGCUGUGUGUGUUUGUGACCCGUUGAUGGAACGGAUCACGGCGCCUCAGCCCCGCUCCCUUCGUCUUUUUAAUCCCUCAAAUAAAUAUGUCACAAACUCUG